GACUCCGCUCGACCCGCCCCGGAAAUCCCUUUGCCGCCAUUUCAGGUACCAGCAGCGUGUUGUUCGUUUUCCGCGCCACAUUCAUGGGACGUAGCGCCGUUGUUUUCUUUUAAAUUUGAGAUUGUUUGUCUGUCGUUGUUAGUUUUUUAGUUCAGAGCACAGGUUGGUAAAGCAAAGAUGAGCUACGGCCGGCCUCCGCCCGACGUCGAGGGCAUGACUUCGCUGAAAGUGGACAACUUGACGUACCGCACGUCGCCCGAGACUCUCCGCCGCGUCUUUGAGAAAUACGGCCGCGUCGGGGACGUGUACAUCCCGCGGGACCGCUACACCAAGGAGAGCCGCGGCUUCGCCUUCGUCCGUUUCCACGACAAGAGGGACGCGGAGGACGCAAUGGACGCGAUGGACGGCGCGAUCCUGGACGGGCGCGAACUGCGGGUGCAGAUGGCGCGCUAUGGCCGCCCGCCCGACUCCCUGUACGGCCGCCGCGGAGGCCCACCACGCAGAUACGGUGGCUACGGACGGAGAAGUCGCAGCCGCAGCCCUCGUCGCAGGAGACACAGCCGCUCCAGGAGCAGGAGCCGCUCUCGCUCCCGAAGCAGAUCCCGCUACAGCAGGUCGAGGUCCAGAUCCAGGUCCUACUCCCGUUCCCGUUCUCGCUCUAAGAGCCGCACGCCACGUCGAAGCAAGUCCAAAUCGGCGUCCAGAUCCCGCUCGAGAUCCAAGUCAAAGUCUCGCUCCAGAAGUCGCAGCCCUCGAUCAAACAGGGGGUCCAAGUCGAGAUCCAGAUCCAGGAGCAGAGCCAAAUCUCCAGAGGGGAAUGGACCUGCUCAGGAGUCAUGAACCCAAGCCUAGAUAAUCUCAGAUGAUUGAGACUACAGAGAGCAUCGCUUCAAAUGGAGUCCAUCUGCGGAUUUCUAAAUUCACCUGAUCAGAUCGAAAGGUUAUUGUAACUUGGUCUACAUCUUUUAAAUGAUUUUUUUUUCUUUCAGUUGUCCAGAAUUUUCUGUAUCAAAUUUUUUGAAGUUUGUGAUCAUAUUGAAUAUUUACAUAUAAAUGGGAUACUUAGGUGAAAACGUUUUUCAUUUCUUGCUAGUUUUUUGCAUUUGUUUAGUACUUCAUGUAAUUGAAUCUCCCAGACAAUAAAGUAAGUUCUUUUUAAUCACAACUCCUUAAUCCUUUUCUUCAACACCUUGUGUAUUCAAGUCUUGGAUAUAGUAAAUGAGUUCAUCUUUGACUUUACUGUGUAGGCAAAUUUUGGCCAAGUAUUGAACUUUAACAUAUGCAAGCCAAUCAAAAUUGAUUUGGACAAAAAUUAAAUACUUGUCAUGUAAAGUCAUACUUUUGUGGUUGCUGAGCAAACAUGUUUCUUUUGUGUGUGGUACUUGCUAAGUUCACAGAAUUGUGAUUUCUAAUAUUCUCUCUUGUGUAUCUUUUGUGCACUAGGCGCAGUUGCGCAGCAGUUGAGUAUUGCUGGUUAGCUGUUAAGGUGGCGUGUUGCAGUGCAGAGUGCUUGGCUGUUUCCAGUAUUCUCCUGAUUGCUCCUGUGUAACGGCUUGAUUUGGCGGUUUUUAAGCUACAGCAGAUCGUCUUUUUGUAGAAUGAUCCUAUUCAGGUCUUUCUGUGGGGGGGAAACCUUUUUGUUUGACAAAUCUUGAGUCUGACGCACAUUGGGAGGGAGCAUACCAUUUAUCACACUUUCAAUAGCAACAUUUGUCUAUCUGUGGAAGAAAUACUUAAUUGUAAGUUCCAUGUGAAUGCUAAUAAAUUUUUUUGUUAAUGCUUAA
Molecule: messenger RNA, 1784 nt
Organism: Colossoma macropomum (tambaqui)
Lineage: Eukaryota; Metazoa; Chordata; Actinopteri; Characiformes; Serrasalmidae
Gene: srsf2a
Product: serine and arginine rich splicing factor 2a
Exons: 3
Coding region: 178-840 (220 amino acids)
Molecular function (GO): RNA binding
Source: RefSeq, a predicted model, not a curated record